GCACCCUGGCGAAGAUGCCGCCGCCAAACGGGCCGAGGGAGCCGCGGGGGCGCGUGGGCCGCCCUCGCAGGGGCCAGCCGCGGUUGAGCCCAAAUCCGUCCCGCCGGCGAGCGAGCCGAGGCGCGCGUCCCCAGGCCGCCCUCAGAGUAUCCGCGCUCGGCUCCGCCUCGCCGCCGCGCCGCCGACACGCCUCGCCCGGCGCUCCUCUGCUGCGCCGCAGAAAGAAGCCGCCGCCACCUGCACCGGGCUGGGGCCCGCGAGGCCGGCGACGACAAAAGGGCGCCUCCGCCAGCGCCCCCCAGCGGCAGACGGGCCCAACGGCAGGCGGCGCGCCGACCCCCGCCCGACCCCCGCCCGGCGCUCCGGCCGCAGCAAGGGGAGGGCCCAGCGACGCCCGCUGCCCAGGUGCUCCCCGCGCGGCGGGCCCGGAGGGGCGUUUCGGCCCCGCUUUGACGGCGGAAAGGCUCCCCAGAAACCGGUCCGCCGCGCAGGCAGCCGAGCGCCCCGUCCUCCCCGGCUGCGGGUCCGCGAAAGCCUCGCUGCUCGGCCCGCGGCUCCAGGCGGCGCAUCCGGAGCCCGAGCCGCCUCGGGGCUUCGCCGGCCGGGAGCGCCCGCUGCUUCGCCCGGCCAGGCACGGGCCGGUGCUCCGCUCGCCCAGAUCGGCUGUCCGCUGGGCGAGCACGGCGGGCGACGCGGUUCUGGGCAGCCGGGGGGGGGGCUCAAGGGCCGCCGGCCGGGUGGGGCCCGCAGGAGCCCGCCGGGACCUGGCUCGGGAGCCCCGCAGGGCGGGGCGGGAGGAGAAGUUCCCCGAGGCCGUUAGACCCAGAGCGGCUGCCUCUCGUCACGGCCAGCGCUGGCCUCCAGCCGGCUCUGCCGCCGCCGUCGCCGCCGCCCUGCCCGACCGGGUGAGGGGCAGUUGCGGCCCCGGGGGGGGGGACGGCCCCCCUCCUCCUCCUCCUCCCCCCCUCCGUUCGGCUGUAAAGGCGUCCCCCGCUUCCUGGCUUUUUCCUCCUGCUGCUGCUGCUGCCUCCCUGCAGGGCUCAGUACGAAGAAUAACAACAGAGUUGGAAGAGAUGGUGGAGGUCUUCUCGUCCAAGAUCUUCUUGGAACCCAGAGUUUGUCUUCUGGGGUGUUGGCUAUUCCUGCCAGUUUAGUGUCAUCUGCAAAUUUUUAGGCUCUCCAGUGUUCAGGUGGAGGCUAGACGGGCAUCUAUUUGGGAUUCUUGCAUUAAAUGGCUCCUUCCGAACUCUACAGUUCUGUUAUUUGGAAGGCAAUAAAAUAAUUAGAAGUAGCAUUUGAAGCAAGAGUAAAGGCAUUGUAUUCUUCAGCCAUCUAUCAUCAAUGUUAGCUCUAGUGGUUAAGGCACCCGGUUAGAAACCUAGGGGAUUGUGAGUUCUAGUCGUGUACUUAGUCCUGCCUUGUUCACUCAGGCUUCCAUCCCUCUGUGGUCAGUAAAAUGAGGACCCAGAUUGUGGGGGUAAAUGCUAACUCUGUAAAUGCUCAGAGAGUGUGUAAAGCACUUUGAAGUCUUAAGUGCUAUUGCUGUUGCCUUAGGCAUGAAAGCCAACUGGGUAACUUUGAGCCAGUCACACUUCCUCAACCCAACCUGCCUCACAGGUUGGGGGAAAUAGGAGGAGGAAGGAGUAUUAGGGGUGUUCGCCAUCUUUCCCCAUUGCUCAUGACAGGCUCCCCUCUCCCCGGCAGAAAAUGGGUUUACUGAGUUAAGCUUUGCUGCCCUAAUCAAUGAUUUGCUGCCAACGGUGGGAUCCUAAUUAGGUGCAGCUAGAUGGUUGGGUAAAUCUUGGACUUUGUUGUCUCCCCAAAAUUUAACCAGCCAGUAAACACAGGAGAGAAGCAGAAGUAGGGAAUUUUUAAAGACUAUGAACAUCUUGAUAUGAGGGAAUGAACUCAUAGGUAUUUCUGUAAAUUGAAAGCUUUUCCAGCCUCAAUGAAUUUUUUUCCAGUGAUUUUUACACAUACAAAACAAGAAUACUUAGUGUGGCUCUUUUAUUAACUUUUAAACCUAAGAUGUGCUGAUGAAGGAAGAAACAUAAAAGAAAUAGAAGAGGGUACUUAAAAGUGCUCAGUGUGAUGAAAAGAUCUUCUCUUCAUUCAUAAAUGGGUCUCUGAAAGACAAUGUAUAAACAUGGGUUAAUCUUUUGGAUAUAGCUAGCUAUGACAAAAAAAUUCUGACUGCUCUACUGAGUAAAAAAAUAAAAUAAAAUAAAAUAUACCACGGGUAUAAACAGAAAAAAUAUGACAUAAAGUAAAUUGUUUUAUUCUAUCCAGAAAGGUGGGACCAUAUAAGUAGCAGCACAGAUAAAAAAAAAAAACCCACAAAGUUGUCAAAGCUAUUUGUUUAAAUUUGUUCUUUAAAAGCCUUGAAUAGAUUAAAAAUUGCCAAAAGAAUCUACAAGGCAAAGAGGAAUUUUCUCUACAGCCAUUCUUGGCAUCAUUAAAAGGGAAGGGAAAUACCACAGUUGAGUAACAAUGCCCUUAUUUUAAUCUCCUGAGACCACAGUGGUCACUGCAUCCUAAGAAGAACUGAAGAGCUCAGAAUGGUGCAAAAAGGAACAGCCAAGUGUGUGUGUAAGCAGCUGCCUGCAUUGGGGCUGAAGUUCAGAUGGCAGACACAGACAGGCACUCAGGAUCAUGCCUGUCGGAGACCACAAAGGCUGAAAGUAGCUCUCCUCCCUUUCUCACAAUCUGAGAUCUUGGGGUCAACUAAAAUUAAGCGCAGGGGGGUUCAGAGGGAAAUGGUUUUUCUCACACAGCGUGUAGUGAAACCAUGAAAUCAGUUCCCAGGAGUUGUGAGAAUGGCGGGCCCAAGGACAACCCUGUAGGCAGGGAGGCUCUCAAUGACUGUGGAGGGAAAGGAUGUGGAUUUAUUCUUUGUGGUGCCAGAUGGUGGGACAUCUCCAAACGUGAAAUAAAGGAGAAAUUUCCGGACCACGGGAGCUAUGAGUCCCUCACUGAACGGUCCUGGUAGGCACCUUUUGUCUGGGAUGGGCUGAAGAUUCGUCCCCUGGUCAGAGGCUCCCUCCUUCUUGAUUUUGAAGAUCUGCAAGGUGCCCCCCAAAUCUGGGAUUCUAUAGGUUAGAGCUUUGUGCUGGCAAUUGCAAUGAUGGUAAUAAAGACUGGUUUGAGUUGCCCUUUGACCCCAGGCUUGUGCUUCAUUGCCUGGGCUCACCUAGUUAACAGGCUCCAAUCAGUUAACAGGAAACACAUUUUCCUCUUGUACACCCAUCUAU
This is a messenger RNA of Crotalus tigris (Tiger rattlesnake), 3251 nucleotides long. Its product is annotated as collagen alpha-1(I) chain-like. The transcript has 2 exons. The record is from RefSeq and is a predicted model, not a curated record. The coding region runs from base 15 to 1154 and encodes 379 amino acids. Lineage: Eukaryota; Metazoa; Chordata; Lepidosauria; Squamata; Viperidae.